This is a messenger RNA of Hemicordylus capensis (graceful crag lizard), 2379 nucleotides long. Its product is annotated as transforming growth factor beta activator LRRC32-like. Gene Ontology annotation, cellular component: plasma membrane. NCBI's taxonomy places the organism in Eukaryota, Metazoa, Chordata, Lepidosauria, Squamata, Cordylidae. The transcript is spliced from 4 exons. The coding region runs from base 1 to 2379 and encodes 792 amino acids. The record is from RefSeq and is a predicted model, not a curated record. Gene Ontology annotation, molecular function: protein binding.
AUGGCAAAGCAGGUCCUCUGGCGGGACUCGGAGAGUGGUGUGUGCUGGCCGUCUUGGCGGGAAGGCAGACCUCUCUUCUCCCCCAGCAAGAGGAAGGGUGCGUGCUCAAGUGUGCCCGUGGUGGGACAGCAGUGCAAGUUCUGGCAACAGGCUUCAUUAUGGCUGGCCUGGAGCGCUGAGUGGCCCGAGAGCUGCCGGCACAAGACCAACAGCCCGUCUGCCGAGGGCGAAGAAGCAGGCGUGGUGAGAGCAUCCAUGGCUUUUCAGGGGUGCUGCUGGCUGUUGGGGGCAGGGUGCUUGUUCCUCUGGCUGCCCCCAGCCCUUCAGGAAGCCCAGCCCAAGAGGGAGGAGGCUGCAGUGCCUCUGCAUUGCCGAAAGGGUGUAGAGUUUGUGUCCUGCCGCGGCCAAGGAUUGCCGGGCUUCCCGCAGGAAAUUGGCCAUGAAGCCAGGCAGAUGGACGUCUCCCAUAACUUCAUCUCCAGCCUGACAGAGAGCGACACGUCCAGCCUAACGCGCCUGGAGCACUUGGACCUGGCCUCAAACCAGCUGCAGGCAGUAUCGGAGGGAGCUCUGAAGGCCCUCGGCCACCUCCGCUCCCUGCUCCUGGCCACAAAUCGCCUGCAUCGGAACCAUGUCUCCAAUGGGAAAGCAUUCCUGUCCCUGCUGAGGCUGGAGGUCCUCGACCUUUCGGAGAACAGCUUGGACAGUGAAAUGGCCGCUUUGUACCUCCACAGCCUCCCCUCGUUGGAGCAGCUGGACCUGUCGCGGAACCACCUGACCCGCCUCGCCAAGGGCAUCUUCCAGGGAGUGCCCAGGCUGAGGGAGCUCCGCCUGAACCACAACUACAUCAUGGAAAUCGCGGAAGGAUCCCUCGAGCCUCUGAGGGGCCUACACAGCUUGAACUUGGCCAUGAACUGCCUCCCCUGCAUCUCAGGCUUCAGCCUCAGGCAGCUGCGGGUUUUGAACCUCAGCUAUAACGCGCUGGAGUUCUUUGGGACUGGAGGGGAGGUUGGAGGGGCCUAUCGGCUGCAGGCCCUGGACCUGAGCCAUAACCAGCUGGCCUCCCUCCCUCUGCUGCCCAGCAGAAGCAGGCUCCGGCACCUCAACCUCUCCCACAAUGCCCUAGGCCAAGGCCACUGGGCUGCCAAGGCCACUGGGGUGGGGCAGCCCCCUCCAUGGCCCAGAGGGCUCCAUGCCACCCUGGCUGGCCUGGCCACGGUAGCAGAGCUGGACCUGAGCUACAACCAGCUGAGCUCCUUCCCGGUGAGCUUCCUGCGUGAGCUGCGUUCCCUCCGCACUCUCAGCAUGGCCAGCAACUGCCUCAGGGGUGUCACGGGGGAGCUGCCCACCCACUGCCCCUGGCAAGGUCCUGAGGCCCACAGAAAGGCGCCUGGGCAGCAGCUGCUGCGGGACCUGGCUGUGCUGACCGUGAGGAAGCUGGACCUCCGAGGAAACGCUCUCCAGGCCUUGCCACGCUGCUUCUUUGAUGUUCUGCCCAACCUGGAGGCCCUGGACCUCAGCCUCAACAACAUCCACCUGUGUGGGGCGUGGCGUGCCUGUGAGAGAGCGCCUCCUUCCGCAGAAAGAGGGAACUGCACCACCUUCCACCACCUCCCUCAGCUGAAGCUCCUCAGUCUGCGGGGGAACAGCCUUGCCAUGGUGUGCAAGGGUCUCUUCCGCCAAACCCCUCUGGCUUCUCUGGAUCUCUCGGAGAACGAGGGCUUGUUCCUGCCGGAAGGAGCGCUGGAGGGCUUGGGAUCUUCCUUGCAGACACUCUCUUUGAGAAGAAACCAGAUGCAAACCUCUGGCAUGAAUUUCCCCUGCCUUGGGGAGCUGAAGGUGUUGGACUUGGCUGAAAACAGACUGAGUGCUUUGCCUUCUGGCUUGCCUUGUGCUCCUCUGGAGCAGCUGAACCUGCAGCAGAACCAGCUCGUGAGCCUAGAAGAAGCUGUCGCUGUCAAGCUGUCCCGUAGCCUCCAGUUCCUGUCUGUUGCUGGCAACCCCCUCAGCUGCUGUGAGUUAGGGUGGCUGGAGGUCUUCGAGGCAGCUGCCGCCGUCACUGUGCUGGACCGGGAGGAAGCGCUGUGCUCUUACCAAGAUGGGAACCAGAGUGUCACGGCUCAGGUCAGCAGCGCACACGGGCAGCCCUGCCCUCCUGACGCACACCGCCCGGGGGGCUCCCUGGUGGCAGCGCUGCUGGGGGCAGUUGGCAUUUGCACGCUGUGCCUCACCUGUGGCAUCUGCUGUGUCCUGGGAAAGGGGAAGGAGCACCUGCCCUGCUGUCUGGGCUGCAGAAGCCACCAGGUGGAGCCUGCUCCUCCUCUGAGCCCAGAGACGGCAAGUGGACAAAACUCAGAGGACAACAGUACGACUGUAUAG